AUGCACUUUACGGCAUUUGAUCGUACUAGAACUCACCCAGUUAAAUCAUCAUGCUCCUUCUGUUAUCUCGUUUCAAUUACACAGCUCCUGUUUUGUGCAUCUUGCGCUGAACCAUUCCAUUUCUACUGUGUGGAACGCCAGUUUAGACCUCGACGCAAGGAUCACUUCAUUUGCCGCAAUUGCACGCAGUGCCGUCAGUGCCGUCGUUCGGCUGCUGACUUGCGGUGCGUGCGCUGUUCCGGUGGCUACCAUCCUACUUGCCUACCGAGUUACGCUCCUGCUCAAUCCAGCCAGCGCGGCAACUGGGUUUGUCCCCAUUGCACCAGCUGCGUUCACUGCGGUGCCAAGCCACUGAAAAAAUCACUUGAUUCAAGUGAUGACACUGAAUCGACCGUUUUAUGGUCUCCCGAUUGCAGCAAGUGUGCCGCCUGUGGACUCGCGGAAGCACGUGGGGACGUUUGUCCGGAAUGUGAUCGGGCCUACUUACCUACGGCCAAACAAAUGAUACAAUGUGAUACGUGUCAACUUUGGAUGCAUCGAACAUGCACCAAACUCACUACCGACGAAUACGAGUGGAUUGCGCGUCUUCCUACCGGAAGAUUGAACAAGUAUAUCGUCAAUUGUACCGUUUGUCAAAAUGAGCAGAACCAGCGGAUGGCGGCCACCUCUAAUUCAGUUGAUUCGGGAGAGUCGUCCGCUAAAACUGAUAACCUCAACGGCGCUGAGCGGCUACGAUCUCUAGCCAAAGACACGCUAAUGGAUCGGAUGGCCACGCUGGUCGCCAGUUGUCGUCGUGCUACUGCAAGUUCUGACUCAAUCAACCAAUUGGCUCAGACACAUGAUUCACCUGAACUUUCGAAGGUUUCAUCACGCGUGCAGUCUGCAUUAACCUUUUCGUUGGAUAAUUAUAAAACUGGCUCGCUUGAUCGACCAGCCUUCCCACAGGUGGACGGAAACUUUGAUGAGGACAGUGAAGCGGAGAGUGUUCAUGGCGCUAGACAGGAAUCAUCCACCGACGCAUCUAUGUUGCCUGGCUGCGCAUCGGAUAUUUUGCUUUACGAGGACGCCAAUCCAUUGCCCAUUCCUUCCAGAUUGAUCUCAAUCUCACCUGAUUCUUGUUCAAAUGCACCUGUACUUAGACGAACGGAAAUGCGCGAUCGUCACCGACGAACCUCUGGAGGUCGCAGUGAACGACCCAAAGUUUGUAUGAGCAGCGUUCGCCCUCUCUCGUCGCUAGGCCCCCCUCCGACAACUGCUUAUUGGCUGACUGAAAGCGAAACGGCUGAAAUUUGGACGAGUCCACGAAUUUUACUCUAUCGUGUUCUGACACGAGUAAUACAUCGGCUAUCAGCACAUCCUAUCGAUUCGCUGUAUGCUGUUGUCCUCCGGCGUAUGCUCAAGUGGCUAUCCGCUGCCACCGAAUACCUUUUCCCCUGGUUAGACAUUACCGAAAUGGCCAAUGAUGUGCGCGACGUGCUGCGCCAAGCCAAAGGAGAGUUUGCUGCGGUUUGGCGACAUUUUGAAAAUUGUGCUCUCCUCGAGUUGCACGAGCUUCUGUGCCCCGUCAUUGCUCGAACUACUGGAAGGUUGCUUUACUCUCAGUCCCUCCUCUUCCCAUCUUCGGCGCGGCCUUGGGCAGAUAUGGCAGCUGUGGACCAGUGCAUCUCCACUGUCUCUCAGCACAUCAAGGCACAUCAUCAUUCAGAUGUACUGAUCCCUCCAGACGACACCCCACGGAAACUCUCUGAAUUUAAGCAUAUCAUUGCUCUGAAGGAUUUACUGAUGCAGUGUCCCUCUAGCCAGUGUCAUCGGCCACACGAGUUGGAAAUGCUAGAAAAGAUGAAGACCGAGUCUCGUGAAGAGCGAUGGGUUGAACACUGGUCUGCCACCGAAGAGAAAAUGGUCUUGCGCAACUUUCAGCGUUGUCUCCUUCGCCAGUCUCAACGUUUGGCAGCAAGCUCAAUCCAACAGAGGAAAACGCAACCCAGUAAUUUUGGAGAGAAUUGCUCGGAGCAUUCCGUUUUCACACACCCGUCGGGAAUAACGACUAUGGAUGACACAUCUCACUCGGAGAGAACUGCGAUUGCGAAUGACUACUGUGACAAUAAGGUGAAGAAUGAACCUGUAAUUACCUUCAAAUCCCAGUCACUAAUGAGUGCGAAAUUUCAACCAGGCGAAGUGGAUGUGAAAGAACUGCGACGAUCCGCGCCCCAGUUUUUUAAGCACCCGGCCCAGUUUUAUUUUGCGGAUUGUGAUUUUUGGGCAUCCAUGCCGGAUGUGGCACCCCCCACUAACUGCACGAAAGAGCCACCAGUGGAUCUAGACGAAGACCCGGAGCCCCGUUCAGCAUUGGAUUUCACCAGUGAUGAGGAAGAUGUCCGCCCUUGCCUACUUUGUGGUCACCAUGGAGACAACGGUAUUGAGGGCCGUUUGCUAUUUACUGGCGCAGAUACUUGGCCUUCCUGUGGUGUAGAUAGUCACGGCCACUGCAGCUCAAUGGCUAAGGCUCCUGCCGCUCCAGCUCGCAUUCCUAAGUUGUCACUUACAUGGAAUAUCGACGAACCUGAAACUUCCCGGUUGCAUGGGAUGAUGAACGCAUCAUUAAUCUUCAAGUCUCUCAACAUGAGCCCUAUUCACUGGAAGUGUGUACCUCAGCUUUGCGGUCUGAGGGGAAAACACUGUGCCUCCAUUUGUGGUGUAAUCAUUAGAAGAAAGCGGAAAGGUGCUAAACGGAUUUGCGACGCUCCUGCCAACAGUAAUGACAACGAAUGGUGA
Molecule: messenger RNA, 2775 nt
Organism: Dicrocoelium dendriticum
Lineage: Eukaryota; Metazoa; Platyhelminthes; Trematoda; Plagiorchiida; Dicrocoeliidae
Source: the annotation of a GenBank genome assembly